Aaosphaeria arxii CBS 175.79 is the source of this 2258-nucleotide messenger RNA. RefSeq lists its product as uncharacterized. The coding region runs from base 273 to 2258 and encodes 661 amino acids. Gene Ontology annotation, molecular function: transcription coregulator activity. Gene Ontology annotation, cellular component: mediator complex; core mediator complex. The record is from RefSeq and is a predicted model, not a curated record. The transcript is spliced from 2 exons. Gene Ontology annotation, biological process: regulation of transcription by RNA polymerase II. NCBI's taxonomy places the organism in Eukaryota, Fungi, Ascomycota, Dothideomycetes, Pleosporales.
UAGUCAUUUCACUUAGCUCCAGGUACCUCGUAGGUCUUUGCAUAAUUCAUUAUUGUCAUUAUUGAUAAGGUAAGGUAACAGCCCAAGGUCAAUUGUGGCAUAAGCACACUGCAGCACCGCCUUUCGGGGUCUUAUCGAUAAGACCCUCGAAGCUUUGAACCAAGCUCCGUCUGAUCUACAAAACAUUGACCACUGACCUCCCCUCCACCAUCCAACAUCGGAAGAGAAGAACGACGUCCCUGUACCUCUCGCUCACAACAAGGCUCGACGCAAUGGCGCCGAACGAAUCUACCGUGGCUCUGCGACCAUGGCCCGCGCCCGCCAAAGACGAGACAUCCUUUGAGCAUGUCUUCGACCAGGUGCAUCGCCUCGCGCUCCAGCGCGGCCAUCUUCGCUCCGUCACCGAGAAGGGCCUGCAGGAGGAGAUUGACGCAGGACAGGAUAUCGCGGGAGACAUCAUCGAAGGCGUGGAAAAGGAGGAUGGCGCCGAGGACAAGAAGUCGGCUCAGACGCGGGAGGAGAGGCGGGUACAGGUCAUUGAGACUCGCAUGGAGAUGCACAAGAAGCUAGAGUUUGCGAAAUUCGCCGCUUCGAAUGCGCUGGAUCUCGUGUCGCUGGUUUUAACGAAGGAUUCUACCAAGAAGAUUCCCGAGAAUGCGUUCAGUCCCAUGUUCAAGCAGCAGAAAUUGCCCGCUGCAUCUUUUGGAAUCGAUAGGGUCAAUGAAGGAGCGAAGAAACCACAAGAUCAGCAAAGGGAGGAGCAAUUGGCAGCAAUGCAGUCGCUUGCUGCGAAAGGAUCGCGCAUGAAGACGUUGGAUAAUUCCGUGGAUGAUUUACUCCGCGCCGCGACAAACCUGGAGACCGAAGUACGCAAGGAGACCAAGUAUUGGAACGAGCUUCUAUCUAUAUCCCAAAAGGGUUGGUCUCUGCAAAAGCAACAGAGGAGAGAUCAACGACAAGCGCCUUUCCUAGUUCGAUUCGGUGAGCCCGAAGCCAGCGGCCAGUUCAGAGCUCGCGGCGCUGCUCCUCUCCGAAUGGCCAAAGAGGGAGGAAUCGUGCUGGACCCGGCUCUUCGAUUGAACCCGAAGACCAUGCGCAUAAGAAUCAAAGAAGGGAAUGAUAUUACGGGCAGUUCCAGCUUACCAGCGCAAGGAGAUACCUCCAAUAUAGGGAUCGAGAAAGCCAUCCAAUUUGCCCGAGAUUCAUUGUUCGAGGAAGAGCUGUAUCACGAGCUGGCCAUAGAAAGCCGCCAACUCGUAUCGUAUGGUGUGGAAGUUAAGAAUUCUGUCAUCAACAUCUUGAUUCCUGCCUCAAGCAGCACCGCGAGUGAUCGAACAAUCCUGAUUGACUGCGUGGAACGAGACGGUGAAUUGGGCACUUCUGAAGCGCUUCCACAGGAUGGUCUGGCUCGCAAUGUAGCCGAAGCACUGCGACUCCUGCUCGCGCAUGACCAUCGCAUGCGUCUAUACCGAAGAUCACGACUUCCCCCGCCACUAUCUCAACAGAAACGAGCUACACCCAGUCCACCAUUACUCCGACCUUUACUCUCCUUCAUCUACCAUAUCCAGGCUGUAGACUCAUUACGCAACUACCUAGACAACCUCGUCAACGUCCUCGCAAGCGCAGGCCUACAAGUAUCCCUCGACUUCUCCCGCGAGACCUCCUGGGCCACACUCACCUCACACCUCCAAUCCUCCAAAUCCGCCGACCUCUUCGCCAUCGACCAACUCCUCGAAACCUUCAUCCACCCCUCCGACGGCCUCGCAACCCUCAGCCUCCCCUCCUCCGUCGGCUCUGCCACCGAAAAACUCACCAUCGCCACCAAAACGACAAUCGGCCCGCCAACCUACGGCGUAGGCUUCAAAGUCACCCUCCCCCCGUCCCUCAUAACCGUCCUCGACCUCUCCGAAGACCAGCCCCGCGACUUCCGCUUCUCCACCGUCGAAGCCGUCACCUCGUACCUCGACUGGGUCGUCGCGCUCGACAUCACGCACACGCUGCUCGUCAAGGAGUACCCCAAGCUCGCGUCCAUCCAGAGUAACGAGCCGCGCGUCACGAUCGCGCGCUGGGAGAAGAGGAAGCGGUUCGAUAAGGAGAUUAGCGUGGAGUUGAGCGGGGGGACGCUCAAGUUGGAGGCUUUCGAGGCGCAUUUUACGAAGGGGACGCCCGGGGUGGAGGAGUUCACGUGGGAUGGGAGGGGGUUGGGUAAGGGGGUGUCGUUUAAGGAGAAGGUUCAUGGGUUUGUGACGGAAGCGUAG